AUGUCUCUUGUAGGUGGCGGCCUGGCCAGAGGCUCGGCUCAGCUCUGAGAACAAGAUGCGGCUCGUCGCCCUGGUGGUCACAGCGGCCCUUGCCGCCACUGACGGCGCUGCCCAGCAGGACUCCUGUGAGUGUCUCCAGUGGACUCCGUGGGUGAACGCCGACCAGGUGGACUCGGACGGCGGCGACUUUGAGACGCUGGGCUACAACGUCGCCUCGGAGGGCGGCUGGCCGGGCCGGGUGACCCGCCAGCUGGCCCGGCAGGGAGUCGUCUGUAACACUCCCGUCCGGGUGGAGUGCCGUCACGCGCGCUCCCAGAGACCCUGGUUCGAGGCAGAAGAUGACACGGUGUUCCCGCGGCGGAUCAACUGCGAGCUGAGGGACGGACUCGUCUGCAGAGACUCCGAACAGGCCGACGGACGCUGUCAGGACUAUGAGGUCCGUCUGCUCUGCUGGACGGACAGGUGCGACCAGCUACGCUGGGGCGAGUGGCUGGACAGGGAUAACCCCGGAGGAUCCUGUGACUGCGAGCACCCCGGCUGGGCCGACCACCCGGUCCGCAACGUCCCUGCCUGUCCCGACGGUGGCAGCCCCCUGGAAGUUGACUGCCGAACUACGGCCGGUAUUCAUGCCGCACUUAGCUCCAACCGGGCCGUGACCUGCAGCGUGGACGGCGGCUUCAGCUGCUGGAAUUCAGCGCAGACUGACGGCACCAGCUGUCUCGACUACAAGGUCCGCUACCUGUGCGGAAACCCGGCACCCUGAGAGCGCCGCCGAUCUAAUGACGUCACUGAAAAUCCACUACGCGAUCGGUCGAUACGUCGGUGGUACUGGAAAACGACAGAGCCCAUGUCUCUGACUUUGCUUGUUCAGCUCCCUGGACAGCAAAAUAUGGCACUGAUCAGAAACGUUAAUUGGCAUCUAACGUACCGUGCAUGGUAUUUAUGUUCAUCAUAACGCAAGCACGUGUUUUACAUUCUCUUGGUGAAAGAACAAAUGCACGACAGGCUUAUUAAGAAUUAUCUACUUCCGGCCUGCCUUUGGGAGAUAUGGUAUAUUGUUCUGUUUCUGCGUUUACGGUUGAUCUGUCACAAAAAAACUCUGUUUUAUUACCGCUGUUGGUCUUUUUUGGCGUGUGUGCGGUGCGGUGUGUGCAGAAAUAUAUAAAGCAUUUCCGG
This is a messenger RNA of Amphibalanus amphitrite, 1176 nucleotides long. RefSeq lists its product as uncharacterized. The record is from RefSeq and is a predicted model, not a curated record. Lineage: Eukaryota; Metazoa; Arthropoda; Thecostraca; Balanomorpha; Balanidae. The coding region runs from base 56 to 763 and encodes 235 amino acids. The transcript is spliced from 4 exons.